Messenger RNA from Brassica rapa (field mustard), 741 nucleotides. RefSeq names its product glycine-rich protein 5. NCBI's taxonomy places the organism in Eukaryota, Viridiplantae, Streptophyta, Magnoliopsida, Brassicales, Brassicaceae. The record is from RefSeq and is a predicted model, not a curated record.
CCUCCCAAUGUAUUAUGCACUCUUCACUACGAACUCUGCAGCUCUUCUUAACAAAAACACACAACAAAAUUAAGUUGCAAAAAGCGUAACAAGAGAUGGCAAGUAGGUAUUUAGCAGUGUUUCUUGUUGCUCUAACGGUGGUUCAAUCCGUCACCGCCGCAAGACCGACCCCGGCCAAGAAUGUCGGAGCUGGUCUUGACGACCAAAAGAAUUUUGUUGCGUUUGCUGGAGUCGGUGGAGCUGCUGGAGCAGGCUUUGGUGGUGUAGUAGGUGGCGUCGCUGGAGUGCUACCUGUAGGUGGAGUAGGCGGAGGGAUUGGUGGUCUCGGCGGUGGUGUAGGUGGUCUCGGUGGUGGAAUAGGAGGAAUUGGUGGUGGUUCAGGUCUUGGUGGUGGUGCAGGUGCAGGUGGACUAGGCGGCGUAGGUGGACUCGGCGGUGUAGGUGGCAUAGGCGGAGUUGGUGGUUUGGGAGGAAUUGGCGGUGGAAGCGAUUGCGGUGACGUUCUUCCUCACCCUUGAUGAUAUAAGCGUUUAUUUUCAUUCUCUCAGUAAACCAAAAAUCGAUCGAGAAGGUUUAUAUUUGUUCAGUUUAUCAUGUUGUUUUUCCAAAUUUUAUGUUUUAAGUAUUUUUUUUAUGCUGUUUGUUAUUAGUUACUUGUGAGAAACUUUUUUUUUUGUUUUGUAACUUACUUGUGAGAAACCUUGUGCUAUCAAUAAAUAGAGUAUUUUUCGUGUGGCAAAA